Eubalaena glacialis (North Atlantic right whale) is the source of this 324-nucleotide messenger RNA. RefSeq names its product LBH domain containing 2 (gene LBHD2). The transcript is spliced from 3 exons. Lineage: Eukaryota; Metazoa; Chordata; Mammalia; Artiodactyla; Balaenidae. The record is from RefSeq and is a predicted model, not a curated record. The coding region runs from base 1 to 324 and encodes 107 amino acids.
AUGAGUGCCCCUCAGCCCACCGUGCCAGAGCUGAGCCCAGCUGAGGAGGCUGGAGGCCUGGCAGGAAAGGCCAUGGUGGGUGCCAGGGAGAAGGGCCCUCGGAUGGGCCAGCGGCUGCCCUCAAUCGUGGUGGAGCCCAGCGAGGUGGGUGCCGUGGAGAGUGGGGAGCUGCGCUGGCCUCCGGAGGGCGCCCAGAGGGGGUCCGCCCAGAGCCAGGCUGCUGCUGCCUCCUCACCGCGUCUGCCGGGAGCACCAGGGAAAGUUCCAGAUGACACUGGCAGCAAGUGUGCCAGCUCUGAGGACCAGUCCCCCUGCACCCAGUGA